Nicotiana tabacum (common tobacco) is the source of this 838-nucleotide messenger RNA. RefSeq lists its product as uncharacterized. NCBI's taxonomy places the organism in Eukaryota, Viridiplantae, Streptophyta, Magnoliopsida, Solanales, Solanaceae. The record is from RefSeq and is a predicted model, not a curated record.
AGUUAUAAUCAUCUCAAAAACUCAUGAAACAGUAACAGCCUUUAGCUCUUAGCAAACCAUAUAGCGACUAUGGAAUCGAGCUUAAAAAUGGAAACUUCAAACUCAAACGCCCAAAAUCGCCCCUGCAAACGCCUCCUAUUUGACCGGCGCUAUGGUUGGGUGUUUGAUGAGUGGAAAGACCCAGCAGAAGACGCCUUAGCUGGUGGAAGAGGAAUGUUCUGCAUUGUGCCUCUUGGUAAAGCUUUCCUGAAGAUGGCUAGCCAAAUGAUUGACGUUGCUGCCAACUCUGCUGUUAAACUUCUUGAAAAGCCAGACUUGCUUUCACCUGCAGCGGUACAAGCUAAUAUCAAGGACCAACUCCAUAGAAUGAAUUCUUCUAUGAAGAAACUGGAGUUGGAUCUAAGUAAGCUUAUAACAGAUGUCAGGCCGGAGUUGCCUUGUCCUUCAAAUCUGCCUGAAGAUAGUCACAAAUAAGUUUCACCUACCAACACCUAAUGAAGGCGCUGACGUUUCUGGUUCUGAUCGUGGAAAUUCAAUCUCAAAUCCGAGAAUCUGGAAGUGAAUUAUGACCCGCUUGCUUCAAUCUCAAGAUGAGGAUCAAUAUCUAAUUCUCGCUUGUAUAGCAUUUUCUGAUUUCUUACAGGUAUUAGGAUUGUCCUCUGCUGCCUCCAAGUCUGUAACUGAGGUUAUGGAGAGGCCAAUUUGUUGUUCUUUACUAACCUGCUUGUCUAAAUAAGUUUAAGGAUUUAUAGUUUCUUGCCAAGGAUUGAAUUCUUGUGUAUGAAAAACAAUGAAUCAAUGAUUAGUUACUCAUUUAUAUAGAAUUUACAGUAAGCAA